AUGUCCAAGGUGGAUGCUGAAGUCAUCAUUGUUGGCGCCGGUAUCGGUGGCCUUACACUCGCUGCAAUCUGCAAACGGCUGCGCAUCACUUGCAAAGUUCUGGAGAGAACCGAGGUUUUGCAGCCUGUUGGUGCUGGAAUUUCUCUGGCCCCUAAUGCUCUUCGGGUCCUUGAUCAGAUUGGUGUCUACGAAGAACUUCGGGAGACUGCCCAGAAGCUGCAAAAGCUGCAGAUCUGGCGCAAUGCUACCCGGUGGAAUAGCUUGAGUUUGGACACAUUUGAGCCUACUUAUGGCUACCCAAUCCUGUCUGCUGAGAGACACAACUUCCACAGACUUCUUUACAAGGCGGCGGGCGAAGAAGAGAAUGUUGUUCUGGGCUCCAAGGUUGUCGACAUAGUUGACACUCCCGGCGAGCCCGUGCGUGUCGUUAUUGAGGGAGAAACAGAGUAUCGUGGCAUUAUUAUUGUCGGAGCAGAUGGCAUCCGAUCAGCUGUCCGACGAGCUCUCUUGCGCAAAACUGGUCAGGAGGCGGCGGCCAAUACCAUCCAGUUCACUGGACGUGUGCAUUUUUCUGGAAUAACCAGCCCGCUACCAAACUGUGGCCCCAAGGAGCUUGGUGUUGCCAAUUGGAUGCUUUACGAUCAAGCCAUCCUGACCACCUGGCCAUGCAAGGAUAACAGACAGUGGUAUAUUGGGGUCAAGGCAACAUGGAUCGAAAAUGCCACAUGGGAACCUGUCUUAGUUCACUAG
This is a messenger RNA of Metarhizium acridum CQMa 102, 750 nucleotides long. The record is from RefSeq and is a predicted model, not a curated record. NCBI's taxonomy places the organism in Eukaryota, Fungi, Ascomycota, Sordariomycetes, Hypocreales, Clavicipitaceae.